GAAUGAAAUUUUAAUGGGGAGCAGAGCACUUAAAAGACUGAGCAGGAAAAUGGGCUCAGUCAGAACUUUUACACCAGUGCAGAAAUCACUGGUGAACUCUCAUCAUGAUGUUCGUGUUGGUCGUCUGUAUUCUGCUGAGCUCAUUUGAAGCUCAGAGUCGUACUAUUGAGGAUAUUCUUGUGAAGAGUGCAGAGGACACUGAUACCAGCAUUGAGCGUGAUAUUAUUUCAGCGUCAGCCUUAAUGGAAAGGCCCAGCAACUUUGAAGGAGAGGAACUGGACGAGCCCUCCAUCAUGUUCGGAGACAUUGCUGUAGCCACGCCAUUAGAAAUCACAGCUCCAUGCACAGGUCAGAGCUGUAAAUGGCAGACAAGCAGCAAUGGAAAAGUCUUUGUGCCCUACAUCAUCUCUGAUGAAUACUCCACCCAGGAGAAGAAUGUCAUUUUUCAAGGCUUCAGAUCUUUGGAGAAGUCGACCUGUGUUCGCUUCAGACCUCGCACAACACAGAGGGACUACAUCAAUAUAGAGCCUAAUUCAGGGUGCUACUCUUUUGUGGGUCGUCGCACUGGAGGUCAGACUGUGUCUUUGGACCAUGAUGGAUGCAUCAAACUGAACAUAGUGCAGCAUGAGCUGCUUCACACACUGGGCUUUCAUCAUGAACACAACCGCAGUGACCGUGACAGUCACGUCCAGAUAGUUUAUAAAAACAUCAUUCCUGGUCAGGAGCGCAACUUUGACAAAAUCAAGACUAACAACCUGGAGACUGCGUAUGACUACAGCUCUGUGAUGCACUAUGGAAGGUUUGCCUUCUCCAAGAACAAAGAGGCAACCAUCGUCCCUAUUCCUAACAGUGGCAUGACUAUUGGCCGGGCUAAGAGAAUGAGUUCAAAUGAUAUUCUGCGUAUUAACAGGCUCUACUGCGGAAAUAAAUAACACUUUGAAAGCUUCGUCAACACAGAGGGAAAAUGCUAUCUUCUAUGAAUAACGCUGAUAAGAAUUAACACUUUCAUAUUCAUGAAGGUGAUUUAAAGGGAACUAAACUCUGUUGAAAGUGCAUUAGUUCAAAUCUCUGAUCUGUUUAUUUUAAGUAGUUUAAUUCAAGUUUUCUGAGAUUUGAUUGCUUCAUAAGAUGAAAUUUAACUUUUGAUUUAUUCACAUAUCACUGAACAAUGUUUACAGCCUCUUCAUUUUUUCACAGAAGCUCAAGUGUGAAAGCUUGAUAGGUAAGAAUCUGUGAAGUUUAUUCCAGAAAGUCAUGUUUGAUCCUACCA
Danio aesculapii is the source of this 1270-nucleotide messenger RNA. It is a transcript of the gene c6ast1, whose product is annotated as six-cysteine containing astacin protease 1. Gene Ontology annotation, molecular function: metalloendopeptidase activity; zinc ion binding. Gene Ontology annotation, biological process: proteolysis. NCBI's taxonomy places the organism in Eukaryota, Metazoa, Chordata, Actinopteri, Cypriniformes, Danionidae. The record is from RefSeq and is a predicted model, not a curated record. The coding region runs from base 105 to 932 and encodes 275 amino acids. The transcript is spliced from 9 exons.